AGCAUAUGCGCAGAUAGUCCCAGACAGUCGAGGUCAAGUUUUCUUCUGCGGAAUGUACAUGAUGGAGUUUGUAUAUGCAGGACAUAUAUAGACUAUACAUGAUAUUUACCCCAUUUUCGUGUAUAUUUCUGGGGUUUAGGGAUCUGCUAUCGUUACAAUUGUGAGCAGUGAACCUUCUGGAUUUAAACGACAGGUAUACACGAAAUUACCAAUAAAGAUAACUCCUGCCAGACAAGAGAGUAAGAACUUAAAGGAGUUACUUCCCUUAGAUACAGCAAUACACUCUAAUGUGAUACUAAAAAUAACUCUGUGAUAAUAGUUGUUUUAUUCCUUUUUAUUUUGGUGCUAAAUUUCUGUUACACAUUAAAAAAUUUCUCCUUUUGAAAAAAAAAAAAUUGUGUUGUGGAGUUAGAAAAAAAACAACACAAGGGUAGAACGAGAGAAAAAAAUUCAAAUAUUACGAUUAAUAAAAUCCGACAAAGAUCUGUAACUGUUGAAAGAACUUGACGUUAGAAUUUUUACAUCAGAAUUACCUCAUUAUAUAUACUGUUGAAAAAAACUUUUUUGCAAUUUUCUUGAAAAUGCCUUACAAUGUUGAAUUUUCUUUGAACUGUACUGUGACAAAAUGUUCCGACUUUGAGCCAAGAAAUGCCGGUUGAUUUUAUCGUAUGAACUCUUAGUGCAUGUUAAUGCUAGAACAUGGAAACAGCUACAACUUUGAAAGAGGAAACAGAUCUUGCGACCCAAUUAGCUCUGGCAGGAGUGUCUAGUCCUGUAUGGUCCCAGGGGGCGCCUCUGUCGGCUCCACAAGCACACAUGUCGAUGGCAUCGUUAGCGUCUGAUUCGCUGCAGAUCAGUGCAGCUCCACCUCCUGCACACGCCCACCCAUCGUCGACCAAUCCUAAACCACCGGAUUCUCUUUUUGAUAAAAAUCUUCUCGAAGCUGCGGCAUUUCUGGAUAGUAAAGGAAUGUCGUUACCAGGUAAACCGGCAGAGUCAACAUCUUCAUCGGACAGCCAAAAUUCCAUCCCUUGGGCCAUACAGCAGCAGUUGCUACAACAGUAUGGACAGUUUAUGCUGGAGAAAAUGUUAAACAAACAGAAUGAGGCUGGUAGCACGGCAACCGCAACCGUGACAACGGAUGGUG
Molecule: messenger RNA, 1147 nt
Organism: Ruditapes philippinarum (Manila clam)
Lineage: Eukaryota; Metazoa; Mollusca; Bivalvia; Venerida; Veneridae
Source: RefSeq, a predicted model, not a curated record